Molecule: messenger RNA, 3316 nt
Organism: Hemibagrus wyckioides
Lineage: Eukaryota; Metazoa; Chordata; Actinopteri; Siluriformes; Bagridae
Gene: macir
Product: macrophage immunometabolism regulator
Exons: 2
Coding region: 128-760 (210 amino acids)
Biological process (GO): negative regulation of fibroblast migration; negative regulation of cytokine production involved in inflammatory response
Source: RefSeq, a predicted model, not a curated record
GGUUGUGGGAUACACCAACCGAGAGAAUUGGGCGGAUUUUGACUCCUUUGGCCUUCCACAAGCCCGAUACUACACUGACAAGCCGAGGCGUGUGCGGACGGAGCUGGCUUAGCCGAACAGCCAGGCCAUGUCUUUAAAGAUGGAGCUGGAUGUCAGUGGAGUGUCCCGGGCCCCUGUGUCCAUUUUACCCGCUGCCGAGGUGAAAGCCACGCUGAAGCCUGAGGUGGAGAAGCCGCGCUGCUCCAGCACACCCUGCUCACCCAUCAAAAGUACUGUCUCAGGAUACCAGAUCCUCCACAUGAACUCUAACUACCUGGUGGGCUUCACCACUGGAGAGGAGCUUCUCAAACUGGCCCACAAGUGGUCCGGGCCGGAGAAGAGCGGCACAGAGCCUUUGCCCAGUGCCAUCCAGAAGCCUGUGGAUUUAGGGAUGCACCGGGCUUCACGUGUUUACAAAACCAAAAGCCGUUACUAUCAACCUUACGACAUCCCCGCGGUCAACGGGCGGCGCAGAAGGCGAAUGCCCAGCUCGGGCGACGCCUGCUUCAGAUCUUCGGCAGCCGGGGAGAGCAGUAAGGCCCUGCACGGCCCGCUGCCUCUAUGCCUGCUCAAGGCCAAGCGUGCGCACUCCAAAUCUCUGGACUACCUCAACCUGGACAAGAUGAGUCUCAGCGAGCCGGCCGACACCGACGUGCUGCAGUACCAGCUCCAGCACCUGACGCUGCGUGCCGAGCGCAUCUUCACCAGGAACAAGACAUGAGCGGAUGAAAUCGGGCCAGUCGCACCCACAGCCAGGCCUCACACACACCCCAGGAACUGGCUGCUGUUUUUGGGCCUUGCGUUUCUCCAGUCAGAUCAUAGGCAGAUCCUGUAGUAAAGGCACCUGUAGGCCACUAAUCUCGUUAUUUUAAGAACUGUUUGUUAACCAGAAGGUUCAGUGAGGUCCAGCUAACUUAAACUUUAACCUGUGAACAAAGUGAAGUUGUUUUAAGUGUGUGUGUGUGUGUGUGUGUGUUAGAGAUAGAGAGGAGAGUGUGUGAGGGUGAGUUUAUUCUGGAUUAGCAAUAAACUAUAUGCUUAACAGUUGCUACUACUACUGUGUGUGUGUGUGUGUGUGUGUGUGUGUGUGUGUGUGUGUGUGUGUGUACACCUGUGCUGCGGUGGAAAUGCCUCUUUGGCAGAAAAUGUACCUAUAACCUGCACUAGAUCAUACUGUUAGACAUCUGGAUUUCAUUUUUUCCCGGUUUAGCAUAGCUCACUGUGGUGUUCUCCUGAAGUUAACCUUUUAGCAUUAGCAUCUUCACACCUGUAGAUGUGUCAGUAGGUGAGCUCUGCACUCAUUUGCCUGUCAGUUAGGCAACACUCAAUGUUAAAAAUAUAAAUAAAUAACAGACUGUUACACAACGUUGAAGUUAUUUAAGAGGGUUGGUCAGAUAACGCUUGCGUCCACUCGCGCUGAGAUUAGUGCCUCACAUACACACUAUUAAUCCCCCUUUAGUUUCUUCACACCGAGUAAUCCAGCACGCUUAUUUACGCCAUACAUGAAGGAUAAAUGUGAACACUGGUAAUGUUUACGUUGAUCGGUUCACAUGGGAUUGAUUUUAUUAUUAUUUUCUAAUGCUGGUGCACAGCAUUGCUACUAAAACAAACCAAAGGAUGAACUUUGGCUGUCCUGGGAAACACUUGACUGAGAAUGCGAUUUUUUUGUGCAACAACACCUGACAAUCAUAUUUCUAUCCAGUAAAAUCCAGACAGUUGAACCAUUACUCCCAGUUUUGGUGCUCAUCAGACGUUAUGUAUUUCUCAUGUCACGCUUCUUAUUGUGUCUCAUCCUCUUAAAAUAUUUCCUGACUUGAUUACUGGUCACAAACACCUCCACAGUUAAUAGUGUGAAUCUGAUGCACUGCUUUGAGGCAUAUUGUAUUUUUUUAAGACCAUCUGGGUUGAUGGUUUGAUAUAACAACACUGUAUACUGUAUGUUUUCAGCAGUUUAUAAAAGAAAUGAUCCCCAUAAACUACACUGAUAUAGUUUGAGUGGCUUACACCGGACAAAUCAACUCUGAAUUUGUUUGUUUGUUUAUUUGUUCUUUUAUUUAAUUGUCACACUAAUUUGAAUCAUGUGGUGUUUGAUGUAAUGGUGUAAAUCUACAAUUCUAUUAUUAUCUGAAUUUUUCCAGUUGUUUUUUCCCCACAGGGGCUGAACAGGGCGGAGUUUAGUGGCUGAUUUGUCCCAUGCUGCCCCACCCUUUAUUUCUACCCUUUAUUACAAGUGUCAUCUUUCUAUAUUUUUUCUUCACUUCCUUGAUUGAAACACCAUGCACUUCUUCUUCUUCUUCUUCUUCUUCUUCUUCUUCUUCUUCUUCUUUUCCUCCUCCUUUUUGUGUAUUAAUAAUAUGUUGUAUAAAUAUGCUCAGCACCUUAGAUUGCCAGAUAUCGGUGAUGUAGUGGUCAUGUUUUCUUCUGUCUUGACUGAACUGCAUAACGUUUUGUUUACAUAUUGGUUUAUUAUAAGACUGUACUGCUGUCAUGAGUUUGUGCUUCUUCUACUUUCUUCUUCUUUGUUAUUUUAAGCUUAAGGAUUUGGUCAGAGCGUGCCAUGAAUGUAAUGGAUAAAGCUGUUGUUGUGUUCUGUAUCUCAUCUGUUUGGAAGCUGGAAAUGGUUUCUGUGACUCAGGACUGAGGCAGACUAUUUCUCUAUUCAUCAGUACAGUUACACUGGGACAACAAACUACUCCUAAAUAUCAGCUCAUGUAAAACAUCUAUAUAAAGACUGAGACUAAAGGAGUCAUUUAAUAUGUGACUAUUACUAUUGACAUGUUAAUAGUGUAGGCUUCAUAUUGUUUUGUUUUUUUCUUUUUCUUUAUUAAGGCUAUUGCCACAAUGCAAGCUCCUGGACUUUAAAUGCUACAGUAAAACCUUUUCACCGUCACAUGGUUUGUGAUCUGUCGCAUUAUCCCGGCUCUUCUUAGCCUGCUGUACUGCUCCAUGUGUGUGAAUGUGAUUUCAGGACACAAGCACCACUAAUGAACUCAUCUCAGCCUCGCAGUUUCACAGCUUCUCUGUACAGACACAAGGAGCCAUGCUAGGUCCCGGUGCCUUGAGCUCUAGUGAAACGUACGACGUGCUUCAUGUACGUCUGCCUUUUCUGCUGAUGAACACUUCUCUAGCUAGUAUGUUUACGUCGUUAGGGUGAACAAUCCGUAAUCCUGUAGGCUGACUGCGUCUCCUUGCCCUGCUGAGUGUUUGUGUGACCUGCCAUGCUUUCGUCUGUAUUAAGUUUAACCUUACACUUACAUGAUUAAAACACUACGCUGCA